Molecule: messenger RNA, 1335 nt
Organism: Dichotomopilus funicola
Lineage: Eukaryota; Fungi; Ascomycota; Sordariomycetes; Sordariales; Chaetomiaceae
Product: concanavalin A-like lectin/glucanase domain-containing protein
Exons: 3
Coding region: 1-1335 (444 amino acids)
Biological process (GO): fungal-type cell wall organization; carbohydrate metabolic process
Cellular component (GO): fungal-type cell wall
Molecular function (GO): glycosyltransferase activity; hydrolase activity, hydrolyzing O-glycosyl compounds
Source: RefSeq, a predicted model, not a curated record
AUGUUCUUCAAGCGAUCAGGGAUAGCGGCGGUGGCAGCUGCAUGGUUUGCCAGCACGACGGUUGCUCAGACUUGGUCAUCAUGUAAUCCAUUGUCCUCUUCAAGUUGCCCGGCCGAUUCGGCACUGGGCAUGUCAGUCAACGUGGACUUUACCCAGGGCGAAGUCAACGCGUUUGUGCCCAGCGGAGGAAGCCCAACGUACGGCCAUGAAGGCGCGAGCUUCACCGUCGCCAAAAGCGGCGACUCGCCUCAGCUCAUCAGCAUCUUCUACAUCAUGUUCGGCCGCGUCGAGGUCACCAUGAAGGCAGCCCCCGGCGCUGGUAUUGUCAGCUCUCUUGUGCUCCUCUCCGAUGUGCUCGAUGAGAUCGACAUGGAGUGGCUCGGAUCGGACGACAGCGAGGUCCAGACCAACUACUUCAGCAAAGGCCAGACCACCUCCUACAACCGCGGCGAGUUCAACCCGGCACCCAACAACCAGGGGGAGUUCAUCACCUACACCAUCGACUGGACCCCGGACCGCAUCAUCUGGUACGUCGGCGGUACCGUGGUUCGCACCUUGACCUAUGACGCCGCCGACGGCCAGUACCCGCAAACGCCCAUGCAGGUCAAGUUCGGCGCUUGGGCUGGCGGCGAUCCUUCCAACCCCCCUGGCACUGUCGAGUGGGCGCGCGGGCCGACCGACUACUCUAAGGGACCGUUCACCAUGCUGGUACGCUCUGCGGUGGUAACCGACUACUCGACGGGCAAGAAGUACACCUACGGCGACCAGUCGGGCUCGUGGCAGUCCAUCCGGUCCGACAGCGGAAAAAUCAACGGUAACGCCAACGGUGCUGGGUCUGUUACCGUUACGGCCAGUGCCUCAGCUGCCACCGGCUCCCUAUCGCCCACCAUCCCGCCUGGCGGUAUCAUCGGUGGUACCGCAACUGAUAGCGCGGGCUCUCCAUCGCGCACCGUCGGGACCAUCCCCGACGGCUGGGUCAUGACCUCGGACGGCAAAGUCGUGCCCGUCGGAUCGAGCACCACACCCCCAGCCGAACCCUGCUCCUCUUCCUCCUCAGCACCCUUUGCCUCGCGCUCGCAGGAGCCUGGCAAUAACGAUACCACCUUCGCCACUAGCAUUAUGACCACAGCAGCGCCCCCCUCUGGAUCCUCUGCCGACACACCGGAGGAGACAGGGACAGCUGGCCCGAGCGGGUCUGGUGGGACUGGCGUCCCCAAAGAGGCCCCGGGUGUGAAUGGUGCCGCUGCUGGUGUUAGUGCUGGAGGUUUUGCGGUGGUGCGGGUGCUUCUCGCUGCGGUGGUUGGCGGAAGCGUUGGGUAUCAUGUUUUGUUUUGA